GCGGGGGCAGCGCCCGGCGUGGGGCGGAGCAGAGCGGAGCGGGUUGGCGGCGGCGGCAGCAGCUCCCGGCCCGCUCUGGGGCGACACGUGGUGCGAGCGAGCGGGCGGGCCGGGAAGCGGCGGGCUGCGGCCGCGGUAAAGGUUGUCCUAGCAGGAGCACCGCUGCUGCUGUCUGGAUGUGCUGCCUGCUCCAAAUGGCCACCUGGCCCAUCUGCAUGCCCUGAUGUGGACACCUAACCCCGCUGUACUGCCCUGCUGGACUGGGAGCUGAGGCUGGGCUCUUCACCCCUGGACGCUGGCACUCUGGGUAUAUGCUGUUGUGUGAUUUCUGCUGGUUGGGAAAAAGGCUGAGAGCACCUGUUAAGUAUAUCUUUACCAGACAAAAAUGGUUUUAAAGAAGAAAAAAGAAAUUGAGGUUGAUGCAUUCUUUCUUGAUGGUCAGCAGCUUGAAAAACUUCGGACAUUUACAGAGUCUGAAGAGCAAAAUCUGGCAUCUCUGCUUCUGCACUGUGCCCAGCUGAGCAAUGGCAUCCAGCAGAUUCAGUGUAUUAAACAGAUUAUGCCUUUGGUGAAGAAGAUGGAUCAAAACUCUGCAUGUGAUCCCAUGGUUAAAGCUUGUUUGGAUAUUUUGGGAGAGAUAUAUUUUUCACUGGGCAUGAAGAAUCCCUUGAAGAAAGUACUAGCAAGUUCACUAAAUGGUCUUCCCGAACAGUUCAUGACAGAAGCUGUACAAAGCUUUGUAUGCUGCCUUGGAGAAGAACUGAAAACAGCAGACAUAUAUUUGUAUAGAAAAGUAUUGGACAACCUUGCUUCCUGUAUGGAAGACUUCAGCAUAGGUAAAGCAAGCAUUAAGAACCUAUUCAAAGAAGUGCUUCAGUUUCUGCAGAAGUCUCUGCUUGACAUACAGGAAGAAAACAGGCAAAAUAAUGGAAAUCGUAUUGUUCAGACUCAGCUGAUGCACGAUUUAUUGGUGGCCAUUAAAGUUUCAAUGAUGCUUGUACAGAAAUUACAAGAAAAUGUUCAGGGAAGUCUUUGGAAAAAUCCUGACUCUUUUAUCUGGCAAAGUAUGUGUGGUUUACUGAAAAGCUCCACAAACUUCCUAAUGGAUGAAACUCUCCUGCAGACUGUUCAGACUACCUCAGGACUGGCCUUCAUUCUCUUUACAAAAACUAUGUAUGAGCCACCUGAAGAGUUACCUUCUUUGGUCAGUGACUUGCUUCUUGGAUCAGUGAAACAUACAGGCAUACCAGCAUGGUUUGUGAGUAACUGUGGGAUUCUCUGUACUGAAGAACUCUCUGACUUGGUCCUCCUCUUUCUUUGUCAUGGAGCACUGGCUAUGCUGGAAUGGAAGAAUGGCAGUAUGGGUGAAAAUGGAGAGAAACUAUUACUAGAUAUUGCAUCAGUCUUGUUGUCUUUGAGUUCAAAGUUAAAAGAAUCCAGUAUGGCAACGUCUUUGUCUAGAAUCCUUGCUAUUUGGACUAAUUCAGCACUAGAUGCCCUUGUUUCAUGCUCCCCAAAUCUAAAAAUCAGUCUUAAUGGGAACUCGGACAUAACUGGGAAGAUGCUGGAAUAUGUUUACACACACUGGGAAGACCCCCUGGAUGCUGUUAGACACCAAACCAAAUUGAUAUUCAAGAAUCUUCUUUGGAUACACCGAACCACCAUUAGUGGAUCUGAUGAAAAAUCAGACCUGUUCUUUGCAGGGUUGACAAGGAGUUUGCUAAGUUUGGAAUGGCAUGUGAAAGGGAAAUAUGCUUCUCUUGUCUGUCUUGUGGAGUGUUUGGGCACUGAAAAUAUAUUACAGUUGGACCGAACAAUUCCAGUACAAAUCUUGGAUGUGAUGAAUGAUCAGUCUCUUGCACCCUAUGCUAGUGAUCUUUUGGAAACCAUGUUUAUAAAUCAUAAAGUCCAUUUUAUCUCAAGUUUUCAAGAAAGCACCUGGAUUGACCAGUGGCAUGACACCUGGGUUUCUCCUCUUCUUUUAAUACUAUGUGAAGGGAACCAUGACCAAACUACUUACAUAAUAGAUUACUAUUUACCAAAAUUGCUAAAAUGUAGCCCUGACAGCCUGAACUACAUGAUUAAAAUACUUCAGGCUUCUGCUGAUGCUAAUCUUGGCUCUCGCAGUACCAGAGGAGCUCUUGGAGCGCUGAUGGCAUGCCUAAGAACAGCCAGGGCUCAUGGACACCUGGAACUUUCAAAUAUCAUGAGGGGUGGUCUUUUAUCAUCUGAAUGUAUAAAGCAGGGUCUAGUUCAUCAACACAAUCAGGUUUGCAUUGAUGCUUUAGGUUUGCUUUGUGAAACUCUUCGUAGCACGGAAAUUGUGUCUGUGGAAGAAAUGCAACUAAUUCAGUUUUUUAUUACUUACAACUUGAAUAGCCAAUCUCCUUCAGUGAGGCAGCAGAUGUGUUCUUUACUGAGAAAGUUAUUUUGUAGGAUACAAGAAAGUUCCCAGGUGCUUUAUAAACUGGAGCAAAAUAAAACCAAGCAAGAGUUACUUGAAGACUCAACUAAGUGGGAUCCUGUGGGGAUUUUGCAGCAAUAUAAAGUUUUCAUGUCAUCUGUAUGUGACAGACUUUUUGAAGCACUGUUUCCUGGUUCAUCCCACGCAACCAGAUUUUCUACAUUAACUAUUUUAGGAUCAGUAGCAGAAAUAUUUUCUGCUCAGAAAGGUCAGACACAGGUUUUUCAGUUGACUCAAGAGAUUGAUUCUACUCGUGUCCAAACUUUGAUCCAGUGUUUUGCCAGUACUUUUGAAGAAGUAAAAGUUUUAGCGUUUGAACUUUUGAUUAAACUACGUGAUGUUGCAUUUAAUUUACAGGAUUCUGAAAAUCUAGAGCUCUUAUUCCAAGCAGCAAUGGAUCUUAGCACGAGUACCAGGCCGUAUGAUUGUGUGACUGCUUCGUAUUUGUUGAACUUUUUAGUACAUCAUGAAGAACUGCAGUGUAUUUGUUUAGGAAAAUGGAUUGAACAUAACUUUCAGAUAGAUGAAGAUCGAUCGAUAAGCACGGUGGAGAAGAACACUUUAGCAGUUAUUAAGCUUUUGUUAGCGAACGUUGAGGAAGAAAUAUUUCAAGCCAAAAAGUCUUUGCUCCAAGCAGCAGCGUCAUUCCCAAUGUAUGGGAGAGUGCACUGUAUAACUGGGGUUUUGCAGCAAUUACCUCUGAAUAACUUGACAUUGAUAACUGAGUGGAAACAAAUGGUGGCCAGGCUCAUUCUGAUGUCGUACGAACUCUCUGGUGUAGUAUCUCCAGUAGUGCAGAGCUCAUCCCCAGAAGGUCUUAUUCCAAUGGAUAGUGAUUCAGGUGUAGAAACAGCAGAUCGACUGCAGAUGAUUCUGCAUGAGAUACAGCCACAGGACACAAAUGAUUAUUUCAUACAAGCAAAGAUUUUGAAAGAAUACUGCAAAGUAGAGUCUGAAAAGCUGGUUGACCACAAGCCAACGGAAAAUAUUUGCACAGAAAUAAGAGGUAAAGAAAGGCAAACAUGUGAUGUCACAGCUCAAAUGGUUCUUGUAUGUUGCUGGAGAAGCAUGAAGGAAAUAUCUCUGCUGUUAGGGACACUGUGCAAACUUUUGCCUUCACAGGCUGCAUCUGAGUCUUCAGAUGGGUUGAUCACUGUAGAACAGGUUAAAAAUAUUGGGGACUACUUUAAACAUCAUCUGUUGCAAUCAAGACACAGAGGUGCAUUUGAAUUAGCAUAUGCUGGCUUUGUGCAACUUACAGAAACACUGUCCAGAUGUAACAAUGAGAGUCUGCGCAGGAUGCCAGAGCAAUGGUUAUGCCAUGUUUUGGGAGAAAUCAAAUCUUGUGAUCCUUCAUCUAAACUAUGUGCAACCAGACGUAGUGCUGGAAUUCCAUUCUACAUACAGGCUUUGUUAGCUUCAGAACCAAAGAAGGGCAAAGCAGACUUGCUGAAAAUGACAAUGAAAGAAUUGAUAUCUUUGGCUGCUCCUUUGAAUGAAUCGUCAAGUAUAAUUCCACAGGUUCAUGCUUUAAAUAUCCUGCGGGCACUGUUUAGGGAUACACGGUUAGGUGAAAACAUCAUGCCCUAUGUUUCAGAUGGAAUACAAGCAGCAAUCCUAGGUUUUAUGUCCCCUGUCUGGGCAGUAAGAAAUUCAUCUACUCUUCUUUUUAGUGCUCUGAUUACAAGAAUAUUUGGAGUUAAAAGAGGGAAGGAUGAAAAUUCCAAAAAAAAUAGAAUGACAGGAAGGGAGUUUUUCUCUCGGUUUCCAAGUCUUUAUCCUUUCCUUCUCAAACAGUUGGAGGUUGUAGCCAAUACCUUGGACAGUGAAACGGAAGAGUUAAAACUCCAUCCAAGUUUGUUUCUGUUGCUUCUAAUUCUGGGAAAGCUGUAUCCAUCCCCAAUGGACGGCACUUACUCAGCCCUCAGCAUGGCACCAUUUGUCCCAUUUAUUAUAAGGUGUGGGCACUCUCCUGUGUACCGUUCACGUGAGAUGUCAGGUCGGGCCCUUGUUCCAUUUGUAAUGGUGAAUGAGGUACCGCAGACCGUACUGUCAUUGCUGAAAGGGCUUCCAGACUGCACCAGUCCUUGCAUACGACAGAACGCUAUUCAUGGGACACUUCUGCAAGUUUUUCACUUGCUGCAGUCGUACUUGGAAUCGAAACAGCACAUUAAUUCAGACUUUCAGGAGGGACUGAGUGACAUCAUCACCUGUAUAGGAACCAAACUGUGGUUGGCCAAAAGGCCAAAUCCUUGUUUGGUGACCCGAGCUGCCUAUAUUGAUGUCCUUGUGAUGCUGAGUACUCAGCUGGGGAAGUUUCAAAGACGAGGAACACAAUUGUUUGGAUUUUGGGAAGAGGUGAACACCAUAAUUUCAGAGUCUGAAUUGAUGACAGGUAUUCUCUACUCGUCUGCAGUACCAGGACUGACACAGUAUCUUCAGAGCAUCACCAAACUUGUAAUAUCAGUGCUGUCGGUGACUGCAGGUCCUGGCAUCCAGAGCAGCAGAUCACCUUUAGCAGAGAGCAUAGCCAAGCCACCAUUGUCAGUAGUCAGUCUCCUUCAUUGUGAGUUUCAUGAAGUACGUCUCCUUGUCUUGGAGGCAGUGCUGCUUUGGUUGAAACAAAUAAAUUCCAAGCAGAUUACAGAAAAAGGUGUGCCGUGCUUACUUUCUGAUUUGGAAGAUACUCUCCUCACAAUUGCUCUGAGGGAAAAAAAUCUCCAGUGUUUUUGCAAGAUGCUGGAAAUUCUUUAUAAUAUGGAUUUGAGAAGUAUGCUUCCAAAGGCUGAAUGCUCUAUCAGAAUGAAUCCAAAUGAUCUCUUAAUCUGGAGUUUGAAUGUUGCAGAUAUCUCCAACAGUACUGAAAUUCAAAGCAUAGCUCUCAAAUUUGCCUCCAAGUUGGUUGUCCAUCUUCUACAGAAUCAUCAACAGAUUUCAGAAGAAGUUUUGAAAAAAUGGGUUCAACUGAUAGUUUAUUCUUGUGGAGAUGAGCAGCAGACAGAGAUGCUGUUAUCAGCUGCUGAAGUCCUUAAAAGUGUAACAUCAUUCUUUCUGAUCAAUGAGAAACUCAUUCUUGGUCUGUCUGAUACACUUGCUGUGUGGAAAUGUGUAGUUCUGCUGCUGCAGAAUGAGGAUUUGGUAGUAAGGGAUGCUGCUGCUGAGGUUAUACAAAUGGCACAAUCUCAAAGGAAGAACAGUAAAGGAACAGAGUUUGCAUUUAGGAUAGUGAAUGCUCCAAUGGCCUUGGAUUUAGCAUUUGGCAUACUGUGUGAGCUGCUUCAGCUGUGGGGCGAAAUCCAUGCUGGGAUACCAAUCUUGCUGGAAUGGCUGCUGGGAGACAAUGAUCUAAAAAGAGACAUGGAGACUUCAGCUCUGGAAGAUGAUGAUUACCUGUUUGAUAAAGGGGAAGUGAACUUUUGGGCAGAAAAGCUGACUAAUGUCAGACAACUUAGUAAACAUCUUUUACGGCUUAUAUCAAUGACUCAUCUAACUUCAGCAGAUCAAGGAGAACUUAACCAACUAUCAAGAACAGCAUUGGAACGAGCCCAGCUUGUUGUACGCCUUCUUGGAGCGCUACCUCCAACUCCAGAAUUUUCCAGAACUGUAGAAUUCACAAGAUUGGCUAUUCAAAAUGAAAGAAUAUCCAUCUGCCUUAAAAUAUUAAAUUUGCUCAAGUCUGAUGAUAUUUCCAAAAACAAAAAUCUGGAAAAGUAAAUUACUAAAAGCUCGUCCACAGAGAGCUGCACAUGGUGGGGACUGAAUUCUAAGGAUGCUUAAGGAAUGAGGGAUUGCUGCAAUGGCUCCAAUAAACCUGCAACAAACUAUUCAGUAGUACAUGCUAAAAACACAUUUUCCAUGUAAGAGUCCUUUUUUUUUUUUUUUUUUUUUUGUCAGAUGUGGUGUGGGAGACUGUUCCUUUUAAAGGCAUUUGCUAAUUUCAUUCAGAUGAGCAUGGUUUAUUGCAGCUACUGUAGGAAGCAAAGCAGCUAAAGUUAGUAUUUUCCAUUCAUCCAGGUGCAGGCCACCUGUAGUUCUGUUACAUUUUAUCCCAUAUUUACCUUCUGUAUUUUAAUACUUUGAUACACUUCAUUUUGUUGUCUCCCUUCAAUAUGUAGAAGAAUAAUUAUUAAGUGAAUAGGGUAAGUUUUAUUUUUGUUACUACAAGAAAAGAAAAAAAACCACCUUGGCUUCUUUCUUUGCCCUUUACAAGUUUUAUCCUAGCUUUUAAAUUCUACCGCAUUCUUCUCUGGAGGAAGGCAAGGAUCCUCACUUUGGCAGUAACCUUGUUUUGCAGAUGAAAACAGCAUUAUUUACAUGCGUGUUUUUUCCUGUAAAUUGAUUAACUAUUUUAAUGAAAUAGCUCUCAAAUGAAGACCACUGUGUUCUGAACAAAGCAGCUGUUCCAUUUAGAACAAAAUAGUUUCGUCCUUACUUUCAAAACAUCUUGCUCUCCAAGCAGUUCCUAGUCAGAAGAUAAAAGGCAACAGAAUUAGGGCACUGGAAAUGUACAAGUGUUAUUGUGCUACUGCUCUCCCUUUCUUGAGAUUUUGUAUGGACACUUUGUAAAAAAAUCUCAGGUAAAAGCUGUGUCAAAUUCCUUUAGUGCCCAGCAAUUUCAUUGUUUGAAUGCAUAAAGGUUUGUGCUUUGUAAAUCUGUUUUUCUGAGAACUGAAAUGUGUUUCCAAUAUGAAAAUGUGAUACCAAAAAUAAAUAUUUAUUUAGAAAGGAUGUAUUAUGUUCUUUUAGUCAAAGGCUAUGACUUUACAUUUGGGUCUAUCAUAGCUUGUCAUAGCCAAAACAAAAGAUGCAAGUUAAUAUAUAUUGUUAUUUUAGUUUCCUUGGAAAAGUAACAGAGUUAUGCCCAAUAAAUGAUUUUUAAUUUCAGUUUUA
Messenger RNA from Dromaius novaehollandiae (emu), 7354 nucleotides. RefSeq names its product THADA armadillo repeat containing (gene THADA). Gene Ontology annotation, biological process: tRNA methylation. Bases 386 to 6178 code for a protein of 1930 amino acids. Gene Ontology annotation, cellular component: cytosol. The record is from RefSeq and is a predicted model, not a curated record. Lineage: Eukaryota; Metazoa; Chordata; Aves; Casuariiformes; Dromaiidae. The transcript is spliced from 39 exons.